Molecule: messenger RNA, 1311 nt
Organism: Mercenaria mercenaria
Lineage: Eukaryota; Metazoa; Mollusca; Bivalvia; Venerida; Veneridae
Exons: 1
Coding region: 1-1311 (436 amino acids)
Biological process (GO): DNA integration
Molecular function (GO): nucleic acid binding
Source: RefSeq, a predicted model, not a curated record
AUGACAUCAUUACAGAGUGGUGUAAGAUCAGAGAAGAUACAGUACAUCUACCAGAAUAGAAACGUCCAGAUGAAAAGACCCAAUCUAGUGAGACAGCUUGAUUUGUUUCUUGAUGACGACAAAUUAAUACGUUGUGGCGGCAGAAUAUCUAACGCACCGUUAUUACACAGCACAAGAUUUCCCUACCUACUUCCUUCCAAAGACAACCUUACAAAGCUUAUUAUUUUGGACGCACACGUUACACAUAUGCAUUCCGGUACUGAGAGCACAGUAACAUAUCUUCGCCAGAAAUUUUGGAUUCCUAGCAUUCGCCAGCGUGUUCAGAAAAUAGUCCGCUCGUGUGUUACGUGCCGUAAGGUCACAGGAAGAGCAUAUCGAGUACCUGACCCCCCACCGUUACCUAGCAACAGAUUGAAGGUUGCGCCACCAUUCACAGUAACCGGCAUAGACUUUACCGGAGCUUUAACAGUAAAAGCAUCGAGCGGAGAACUACAGAAAGCAUACAUUUGCCUUUUCACAUGUGCCAAUACGCGAGCUGUCCAUCUAGAAAUAGUACCGAACAUGACUGUGGGCUCAUUUAUUAUGGCUCUACGACGUUUCUUCAGCAGAAAAGCAAUACCCAAGGUCAUUAUGUCGGAUAACGCCCUGACGUACAUCGCCACCGCCAAAAUCCUGAAGGAAGAGGUCCUUGGAACACAUGGAAUAGCAUGGUCAUUUAUUCCCCAGCACGCGCCAUGGUACGGAGGCUGGUGGGAGAGGCUUAUUGGCAUAACAAAGACCUGUAUCAGAAAAGUACUCGGGAAGUCGUUGGUUAGCAUGGAAGUUCUUCAAACAAUUACUUCAGAAGUAGAAUGUAUCGUAAAUGACCGCCCACUCACACACACAUCUACAGACCCCUUGGAUGAGGAACCACUUACCCCUUCCCAUCUGCUGUAUGGAAGAAGAGUAAUCUCCCCUGUUUAUCCAGACGACACGGAGACCGCAGCAGACGACCUAUCCCGUGACUCUGCAGACAAACUUUAUAGAUUUAAGUCUGCAACACUUGAACACUUCUGGUCGAGAUGGAAGCAUGAAUACCUAACAUCUCUGCGAGAGUUUCACAGAACAUCCGGUAACCAUGGAGAUGCUGUUAUGGUUGGUGACGUCGUGCAGAUACAUGACACCAGCUUACCAAGAAAUCGCUGGUCCCUUGGCGUGAUUGAAGACGUUAUCGUUGGAAACGAUGGACUUAUUCGAGCAGCCCGUGUUAGAUCAAGACGAGGUGUAACUACCCGACCCAUAUCAAAACUGUAUCCACUCGAGCUGAAGUAA